Hermetia illucens (black soldier fly) is the source of this 7085-nucleotide messenger RNA. RefSeq lists its product as uncharacterized. The transcript has 25 exons. The coding region runs from base 1631 to 6913 and encodes 1760 amino acids. NCBI's taxonomy places the organism in Eukaryota, Metazoa, Arthropoda, Insecta, Diptera, Stratiomyidae. Gene Ontology annotation, molecular function: G protein-coupled receptor activity. Gene Ontology annotation, cellular component: membrane. The record is from RefSeq and is a predicted model, not a curated record.
GUCCUUGGAUGUCCUUGCUUCCUGCUUUUGAGUAACUCAUAGUACGGCUGUCGUGCAGACAGGUUGGUACAGUGCGGUAUCGUGUAUUAAUCCCGGGGCGAUUGUGAGAAAGGACACGUUGUCGACGCAACGUUCGAGUCUGUCGUCCGUUUUUGUGGUGGUUGCAGACCUGCCUGCUUCCUUGCCUGAUUAAUUCCGGCGUGUGUACUUCCGCGGAAACAGUGAAAGAUUUCGGAUUCGAGUUUAGAUAGAUAAAUCGCGCGGUGACGACGACGCGACGGUGACGACAUCAUGAUUUUGUGGUAGCGGAAUUGUGUCUGAAUGUCGAGCGCGGAGCAGAGAUAAGGAAUAGGAUAAGGAUACAACGGGCGUCCUUAACUCCAUCUGGUCCGGUCCUGUCCUUAACGGCUUGAUGCUAGCCGGUUUUAGGCGGCUUAUCAUAAAAACGGAUGUUUGGUUGAAAUAUUUAUGCGAUUUCGAGCCCUUAUCUAACCUCCGAAUCAAAGUGGAAGCUGGCAUCGAGACGGGGCUUCUGCAAUGCUUGGAUUUGUGAAGGACGCGUAACUCGGCCGACUACCUUGACAGUGUACAUGUGAACAUCCUAAAGCGGCAAGUAUCCUUGCUGUGCCGUUCAUCCUCCGGAUAGUAAUUUAUUGCCUAUUUGGAGAGGUUAGUGCCCGCAGGGAUUUGGUUUUCGGGAAGGUACGCGCAAGGGGGGCUUACGUAUCUUAAGGACGUGAAGUGCAUCGUAGAGUGUGUGUAUUUGUCCUGCUGCGGGGCACGGUGGACCGGAACCACCCUUCUUGCUUCAGUGGCUAAUUCACGACAAAUUGAAAAGUGAUUGGUGGCAAUAUUUCUUUCAUAUAUUUAUUGUAUGAUAUAUCCUGUUCCUCGUGUCGGGGGUGCGUGUGUGGUGAUACCAUUAGGAGUUUGUUUGCGAACUAUCAGCAGCAGUACGAGUUCUUUUGGGAUCUAGUCCUGAUUUGGUUGGUGUUACUUGUCGCCGCGUCCAGUUCAGUGAUUCAGAAACGAAAAAGCUUAUCAAGGUCCUGUAGUGUGGGAACGUGUAUACAUUUCGGAUGCCAACUUAUUCCGCUACAAUAUUUUCUACGAAAUCCUUCUGCAAUGGCGUCAUCAUCAGGACGAGCCUUGGACGCCACGCUAUCACCAUCGCCAGCGUAUAACAAUAAAUUGUUUGUUAUCCAGAAGAGAUUGUUAUCGAGAUUGCCAGCCAUAGCCUGUAACAAUACGAGCAGCAACGACAACGGCAAGAGGACGCUGACACAUUGACGACACCGCUCGUCCCUGCUGUACCACAAUAAAGAAUUCAUUCAUUCAUAAUCAUUUUCGAAGAGUCCUUUUUGUUUGGGACAAACGCGACGAUAAAGCAAACGUCAAUCGGGCAUCAAAGGACUUUUGUGUGGUCGCGGACAUAAAACAGGAAAAAGGAAAGGAACAUUUCCGAAUGAAGCUAAUGAAAAGCUCUCCAUUGUAUUAAUGGCCUAGCCUUGGGCACAUGCACGAACAUCGCCAUUGAAUACCGGAACAAAAGGUGCUAUAAACACUCGACAGCAUAUCAAAAAUCGUCGCUUGGGACCAUCUGCACAGAACGGGGUGAAAACAAUAGUCGAUGACACCAAUUGCGCGCUCCUACUUUCUCUAUAUGUUGGCUACACUCACGGCCACAUGCUGCAUCGACUGCCUGCACCCCGCCCAAGACAAUAUCAGUGACGACGACGAUGUCCAGCUCCCAAGGACUCCCCGUCACCUGAAGCCCGAGAAUCAAUUCCAGUCGGAUAGUGGGUCAAGCGACGGGGCCGUCCCGUGCGGGGGCAAGCUGACCGCUCGCCAUGGCAUCAUCCAGACUCCCAGCUUUCCCAACAAAUUCCCGGUGCCCAUUACAUGUGUUUGGAUAAUUGAUGCCUCCGAGCUAACCACCGGCCCGAAUGUAUCAAUCGUCAUCUACCCCACCCAACUCUAUGUCCUUGGCGGACUCAGAUUCACCGAAUACAUGUACUACGGCGAUGAUUACAAAGUACGCAGUCAGCGGGUGUUUCAAUUUAGCGAACAUAACGUUACGAAAGUUGCGUGGAUCCAGUUUAAUAGUCAAUACCUGGAGAUAAGUUUUACGAUGAGAACGCUUGAUGGGACGCACCUGAGGGCGCUGGAUCAAUUGCUGGAUGUGUACGGAUUCAAUAUCACAUACGAGGUGGGCCCGCUCAAGCCAUAUCAGUGUAAUGCGCUGAAAUGCCGGUUCCUGGGACAUUGCUAUGCCAGGGAGGAUUUCUCGUCCUACUACUGCUCCUGCUUCCCUGGAUACAGCGGCGCAGAUUGCGGUCAAGGACCCUUGUGUGAAGACCUACUACAGAACGUUUGCGAAAAUGGAGGAACAUGCAAACAAAUUGGAGCAUCCUCGGUCACUUGCUUAUGUAAAGAAGGUUACAAAGGAAAUAAAUGCGAGAGUCCAGAAGUGAGCGAUGAUCUGGGUUGUUUUGUGGACUCAUCCCCGGAGUGUCAGAAACAUUGUUUGUCCCGGGAGGAGCCAUUACGUUCCAGGAGAGUGUGUAGGUGCAACAGUUUGCGAAAAGGCUUUACGGGAGAUAAGUCAUCGAGUCGUAGCGGAAAAUGGAGGUAUCAAGUCACAAUGCGGUUUAGCAGUAAUCUUACAACUCUUUAUCGCACCUCCGCCGACGAGGGUGGUGGCGGUAUUAUCAGCGAUGCCAUCGAGAAACGCUCCAAGGAACAUUUGAAAGCGACGGUGGAAAGACAUGUGGCACGUUUUCUAAGGAAUUCAAACGUUUCCAGCUUCUCUGAUUUGGAGCUGAUAAAUAAUUUAACGGACGGACAUGAUGUAUCCUUUCACCUUUACGGAUACAAAGGCGACUCCAACAGGAUACACGAAGCUAUAUCACGAUUGAUUGAGCGCGGUCGAUUGGGAAAUUAUACGCUAGUUUCUAACUUUUUAAUAUUCACGGAGAAUCCACCUUUUGAAUUAGAGUCGGUUGUGACGAAUCAACCUAGCCCAGUACGGGAAGGAUCGGAAUUCAUACUUUCUUGCAUAGCACGUGGAUCACCUGAUAUGACAUUCAGAUGGUAUAAAGAUGGAUUCUCUGUGAACAUCUCGUUGGCAACAAGAGACAUUUGGACUAUGAUGUUGCCACCGGAACACAAGAAUGUCUAUACUUCAUUACUGGGAGUUCGCUCAGCUAACAGAUUCGACGAUGGACUCUACACCUGCGAAGUUACCGAUUGGGGAGCACGCCAAUGUCGCUCAAUUGUGAUUCGCGUGAAAUCACCGCCACAACUCCGAAUUGAACCACCCAGCGUGACAGUAUACCGUGGAGACUCCCUCAAUAUACGCUGUCUCUCCCCAGAAAAUGAUCACCAACGUUACGGCCAACUAGGAUACAGCUGGACACGUAAUGGUUUCCUCUUUCAAUCGAAUCCAAGUAAUAUCACUUGGGAAGACUUAUAUCCUGAUGGGAGUAUUUUGAGGAUAAAAAGCAUACAAAAAUCCGCCGAGUUCACAUGUAUUGUGUCCAACAGUGUAGCCCCCAGCUCCAAAAGCGUCCAUGUAAUCGCCAUCGAUCGCGGGACCAUCGAACUGUGUCCUACAAAUUCCGCAUUCGGAAUCAAUUGGCCAUCGAGUGCACCAGGACCUCCAAUUGUUGUAAAUUGCCCGAAGCGCUACGAAGGACUCGCCAGGCGUACAUGCGAACAACACGAUAUCGGGAAGGCUGGCUGGCUGGUCCCGGACUUCUCGGGCUGCGUGGCAAAUGAGGUGGCCGACGUGUAUAAUGAGUUCCAGGCAUUGACUUCAGGAUACCAGAACACAAAUUGUUUAAACAUUUUGCAAGCGUGCCUCGAAUAUGUUAUGCGUCGCCAUUUGAAUUUCUACCCGGGCGAAGGGAAUUUUUUGCUGGAUCUACUACAAGAGGUGGAAAAGUAUCUUCAACUAAAGGGAACUCCUCUGGAGAGGGAAAUGGCAUCGGAGAUUAUGUUACAUAUUCUGGAUAAGAUUAUUCAAAGUGUUCAUGCGUUGAACAGUUUACAGCAAGUGAAAAAGUUCCAACUAUCGACGCAAGCUGCCGCAUUCAGUUAUGAAACUAUCUCUGCGUCACAAUUAGCAACGUCCACCAUGUCCGAAUCGUCAGCCAUGUCUUCCUCUUCCUCAUCACAGUCCCAGCCGGGUUUAUCUCCAGGAUCCCAGCCGACAGCACCGAGGGAUGCGAGUAGUAAUAAAGUUCAACCCCGCACAUCUCAUGACGAAACCAACUCCUUCGUUUCGCCGGUCACUAUGCCGCUGGAUCAAAUUAGUUCGUUUAGAAUAUUUAAGUCUACAGUGAAAAAUCUACCAUUUAAUAUGGAAAUUUAUAGCCAUGACAUGUUCUCGGAUGUGGUGAACGUAAAAAUCGGCGCAUCAAGUCAAAUGCUGAACAUCUUAUCGUCAAACACCACCGUGCACGCUUCGGUGAUUGCAUACAAAAACUUGACUAACUUUCUCCCAAGAAGAUACUUCGCCCGUGGAAGUGACGGUGACGACAUCGAUUACAUACCAGCAUCGCGGAUAAUUGCGUCGCAUCUCUUUCAAUCAAACCACAGCAACGACUCAUAUCCUCGAUUAUUGAAUCUACCCCUGGACGUGGGCCAUAUUGAAAUCAUAUUCCAACACGAAAAUAAUAAACCACUUAUGGACACGGACUGGUUCCCGAUAUGCGGCCAUGAUUUAAAAUCAACAGAGGACACAAUCUGGCAAACGGACAGCUGCAUCACCAAGAAUUUAAUGGAGAAUAUUACCCGAUGUAUCUGCCCGUUAUCGGGUACUUUUGUCGUAUUGUUGGCACGGAAAAAUAAUAAUAAUUCCACAGUUCGAACCUCAUCACGUCCAGUGUUCGUUGUAAUAAGUUGUGGAUGCUGCUUCCUCCAGUCGUGCACGGCAUUCGUGGUACUAAUUCCGAUCCUAUACAACCGUAAAUGCUGCAUAACAUUUCUCAAGAUGCAAUUCUGCACAUCCACAUCAACUGUAAUGGCGAUAUUUAUCCUUGGUUUCUUGAAAUUGUUGCCACAAGACUGGCACGGGAUCAUAAGUUCAACAUUGGCCUCGCUAAUGCUCCUGGGACUAUCCUCCCUCGUGGCCAUAGCUCUUGUGGUCCAGUCGGAUUUGGUCCCGAAAAAAGCCCAAAUGGCAAAUCUAUCGUCUGGAAUCCGAGGUGCAAUUUGUGUGAGUUGGCUGCUACCAAUCCUCUUCGCAAUCUGCUCCCCACUCAUUUACACAAUUAUCGGAAAAUGGCCUCUUAAUUGGUGGCUUGAGAGUGGAAGCUCUGGGUUCAUACUUUUCGCAAUGGUUGAGACGCUGUUUGUUCUUUUGUUUGUUAUGCUUUUUGGAAUUUUGGUAAAGAAACUUUUGUAUCUAGUGAAAAAGUAUGAUAAGCAGAAUUUAUCCUUGUGGAGAAGGAUCGGUCUUCUAUACAGAACAGGAGUCCUGGUAGUUUUGAAAACAACAACAGACGUCCUGUUUCUGGCACUCCCUAGUCAAGCUAGCAGCGGUACCAUCAGCCAUGUGUUUGGCGCAUUCUGUAUUUUGCUGGGAUUCGCCAUCAUGAUCUGCUUUGUUGUAAAAGCAGAAUCAAGCACGAAAUCAGGUAGCCUAAGUAAGCGUAACUCCAAAGGAAUAAUGAGCGAUGUCUUCUGUUCAGCAUCGCCAAACACUCACCUCGGAUUUUACACCAGCCACGAGCUCGACAGGAGCUUUGAGAAGCUACCACCAUCCUCUCUAACCGCCACCAAAUUACCAAUAACCACCCCUUCGGCAGCAUUGAAGGAGAUCCCAAGGAAGUCCGUGGAAUCAUUUAUAAAUGCUGUUGUUGGUUGCGAAGGCGGUGACGGUGGUAAAAACAUGACAACGAUUGCAACAACAGCCACCGGCAUCGUCACCGUCGGAGAUAAUGAAAAUCGCGGACAGGACAUUGCUUUAUACGAACUGGAACAACCGCCAAGCUGCAGCGGGUCGGAACAAAGUUGCUCCAAAUCGAGAUGCUGCAAUAUCCUGGGGAAAGGAAACAAUCAUGCAAAACAAUAUCAAGUGAAAAUUAUUGAAUCGCAAACGUUCUUUGACGGCAGCGGAAAUCCUGUCGAGAGUAAGGGCGGUAAAUGUGGGAUGAUGUUGCCGCUGGAGAAUCGUGAGAUUCUUGGCGUUGAGACACUUGAUAUCCUGAAGGGCGUAUCGCAAGACAGCAUAAUUGGAAUACGGAGCUGUCUAUCAACAAGUGGGAUAUCGGACGGUGGUAGUCAUGUAGUUAGUCAAUCAACCAGCAACGUUAUCCCUCCCCAUCCCGUGCAAAUAUUCCAGCCCUGCAGCAGUAGCAACAGCUCAACCCAAACCCCAAAGUCCCAGAAACGUGUAACAAUCGAGGAGCCGAAAGUAGCAGCACCGUCAAUAAUUCCCGCCGGCCAGUCACUUCAUCAUUAUCACAUACCGCCCCCAAUUAUAACAAUCAGUCCCAUAAAUGAAGAGGAAUCAGGCGUGCAGACCACAUCAAUCAUUCAACUUCAGCAACAACAAAUACCGGAUCGACCAGGCUGCUCCCAUAAGGGCAACACCCCGCCACUGCCGCCCCCAACGAGCAUGGCCGAUGUCAAUAGUCCUGGGAACGGUGAAGAUGAUGACCCCAUCGAUGGAAUGCUACAUAGAAUUUCUCAUGAUUUGGACUUUUUGCUGAAUCGUGCCGUUGAAUUGCCUACAAAGUGUCAGCCAGGAUGCUCAUCAGCCUCGGAUACCGGCAUGUCCUCAUCCUCCUCCUCGUCCUCGUCUAAUACAAUUGAAAAGCCAAAUAUCAAAAUGACAGCCUCAAGUCAGAAGUCCUUGUGCACGAAUAUCCAAGAAGUUAUUAUUGAGGAGCCCGAAAUGGAAUGAGACCAUUCGACCUGAAAUUUGAGGAAAACAGGGUUGUGUUCCAGAGUAUUACUUGUGAGGGGAACACGCUCAGUGUAAAUUAUGCUGAAAUUCAUUCGCUGUAAGAAGACUUGAAUAGAAUUUAGAUAGUAAAUUUGUAAAUUUACCUCGAGAUGUGAACAAUGAAACAAAG